GGCUCCGGACACUAAGGUUUAGAGCGGAUACAAUUCUGUUUGCUAAUUGUGGGUGAAAACACAUGCCACGUAGGCAUUGACCAAGUCAAAGGUCCACGAGGUUAGCAAGGAAUUCUGUAAGAUUUUAAAUAGUUCACACUUCAUACCAACCUGUAAUCUUUGUCACAGUUGAUCUUGCGAGUCAUAAGUCCACAUACAAUUUCUCCACCUUCCGAUUGAGAUUAGGUGUAGUGGAAAAAUAAAAUAUUGCCAUAAAGUGUUUUGUUUGGUUUUGAGCUUUCCAGCAUUGCCUACCAAAAUACCACAAAACUUCAGAAAAUAAAGUCUUAUUUUGUAUGAUAUAUUCUCUUGUCUGGUCCUCCUUGGCUAACUUCCUACCAAAUAGCUGUAAAUCCUUUCUGGCCGGUGCUAUGCCUUUGGAAUGAAAUAAUCAUCUCGUUUAAUUGUGAGAAAACGUUUUUGACUCUUCCAGCAGCACUUUCAAACAUAUCCAAAGUUUAUUUUAAAAGCUUUCCUUUGGGGUCCAUUUUGAAGAAAAAAAUGUCAUUGCUGUUGCUUAAACCAUUGGUUUGUUUACUCAUAUUUGUCCUCCUUUUCCACCUCCAAUCAUAUUAAAAACAUACAAACCUUAUACCCACUACCAAGAAUUUUCUUUUCCGCCAUUCCAGACUCCCAUUAAUUCCAUCACUUGCUUUCCUUCUCUGUUUUUCUCUCCGUUUCUUGAUCAUGAAUCUCCUCCGUAUUAUUGUUGUCACCAUCAUAUUCACAACCUUCCCCAACCGAGCUUUCUCCGCAGACCAAAGAUUCGAGGCCUGCGAGCCUCAAACGUGCGGAAAUGGUCCGAACAUAAGCUACCCUUUUUGGCUUUCUGGCAAGCAAGAGUCCUGCGGUUACCCGAGCUUCAAGAUCACCUGCAAUGAAAAAUAUCCGGUAUUUAGUAUUUCCGACGAUGAUUACAUCAUUAGAGAAAUCUUUUACUCAAACCAUUCGUUUGUUCUGGCCAACGCGGCAGUCUAUGAAGACAAAUGUCCACUUCCUCAACACAACUUCAGCCUCGAUCAAACGCCUUUCAACUAUAGUUCCAAUCACGGCAAUUUUGCCUUCUUCUAUGAUUGCCCUGAAGACCCUCCGGAAUACAUGCUUUCAUAUCCCAUUGACUGUGCCAGCAACGGCAGCCAUCACUCUUUUGCUACUUUUCACAAGGAGCUAGUUGAGCGCAUGAGCUAUUCGUUAGACUCGUGCCAGUCUUCAGUUCAUUUGCCUUUCGAUGGUGAUGCUAAUGUCGAUGCAUUGAAGCAAAUGAACUACACCGAAAUCUUGAAAAUGGGGUUCAUUUUGAACUGGACUGCACAGAACUGCAGCAAGUGCAAGAGGAGUGGCGGGCGCUGUGGAUUCGAUGACAAUGAAUUCGUUUGUUUUUGUAGUGAUCGACCUCAUGUCAAAACCUGUGAUGAUGAUAAUAAUUCUUGGGACUGGAAGAGGAAGGUUAUUGUAGGUGCUCUUUCUGCAGGAAGUGGGCUCAUGAUCUGUGUUAUUGUCUGCUGUGUUAAAGCUAGGAAGCAAAUUUUCAAGAGAAGCAACAAUCAAGAUCUCGAGGCUUUCAUAAGGACUAAUGGACCUCUAGCAGUAAAAAGAUAUAAAUUUUCAGAAAUCCGAAAAAUGACCCAGUCAUUUAAAGAUAAACUAGGUCGAGGAGGUUAUGGCGAUGUGUACAAAGGCAAUCUGCUGGAUGGUAGUCCUGUCGCUGUGAAGGUUCUCAAAGCAUCCAAAGGGAGUGGAGAGGACUUCAUAAACGAGGUUGCAAGCAUUAGUAGAACUUCCCACGUCAAUGUUGUCACUUUGCUAGGGUAUUGCUUUGAAGGUCAGAAAAAAGCUCUCGUAUAUGAGUUCAUGCCCAAUGGAUCACUCGAAAAGUACACUUACAAUGAAAAUGCUUUGCAAACGAGUAAUCCACAAUUGGAAGUGGAACAACUACUCGAUAUUGUUACUGGGAUAGCUCGAGGACUCGAGUACUUGCACCGCGGAUGCAACACGCGAAUUUUACAUUUUGACAUAAAACCGCAUAAUAUUCUUUUGGAUGAAAACUUUUGCCCCAAGAUUUCUGAUUUUGGGCUUUCGAAAUUAUGCCUCAACAAGGAGAGUAUUAUGUCGAUGUUGGAUGUAAGAGGGACGAUUGGGUAUAUUGCUCCGGAAGUGUUUUGUAGAAACUUUGGAGGAGUUUCAGUUAAGGCUGAUGUCUACAGCUAUGGAAUGAUGGUUCUGGAGAUGGUUGGAGGAAGAAAGAACAUCAAUGCUCGAGCUAGCCACACGAGUGAUGCUUGUUUUCCGGAUUGGGUUUAUAAGCAGCUUGAGAUGGGCAGCAGUUUAGGGUUGCCCAAUGGUGUGACAGAAGAGGAAAACGAACUCGCAAGGAAGAUGAUUUUGGUAGGGUUGUGGUGCAUACAGACGAAGCCAUCAGAUAGGCCAUCUAUGAGUAGAGUGAUUGAAAUGCUGCAAGGAAGUAUUGAAGCCUUGCAAAUACCACCAAAGCCUGUCCUAACUUUUCCUGUAAGAACACCACCAGAAUCUUCCACGUUAUCACAUAUAUGUUCUUUUCUGGAUUAAUUGGUGUACAUCCUAUCGAUAAUUCAGUUCAUUAGAGCUAUUGGAUAAAUUUUAACUCGUAAUAACUAGCAAGAGAAAUGAUUUCCGCAUGAAUUUUUA
Molecule: messenger RNA, 2703 nt
Organism: Pyrus x bretschneideri (Chinese white pear)
Lineage: Eukaryota; Viridiplantae; Streptophyta; Magnoliopsida; Rosales; Rosaceae
Product: LEAF RUST 10 DISEASE-RESISTANCE LOCUS RECEPTOR-LIKE PROTEIN KINASE-like 2.1
Exons: 3
Coding region: 727-2604 (625 amino acids)
Biological process (GO): protein phosphorylation
Molecular function (GO): ATP binding; polysaccharide binding; protein kinase activity
Source: RefSeq, a predicted model, not a curated record